This is a messenger RNA of Chelmon rostratus (copperband butterflyfish), 3581 nucleotides long. It is a transcript of the gene tsku, whose product is annotated as tsukushi small leucine rich proteoglycan homolog (Xenopus laevis). The transcript is spliced from 3 exons. Bases 290 to 1414 code for a protein of 374 amino acids. Lineage: Eukaryota; Metazoa; Chordata; Actinopteri; Chaetodontiformes; Chaetodontidae. The record is from RefSeq and is a predicted model, not a curated record. Gene Ontology annotation, cellular component: extracellular matrix. Gene Ontology annotation, molecular function: protein binding.
CUAACCAGAAAAGUCAUGAAAGUAGGCCAGUUUUUGUGUAUCCGUCCUCUUCCACCACUUCUGCGCUUGUCAGAAAGCGUUAAAUGCUGGUCUUUCAGCCGUGUGGUUUCGGACACAGAAGCGCAGCAGACCAGCGGACCUCUGUGGUCAGAUCAGGUUUCACGUUUGCCUCCGCGCUGAAGAAACCGCCCCUGGAGUCCCGACGGAACUGACCGGCCUCAAGUGUGCCGUUACCGCAGAUUAUUCAGCCGGACGCACAAACUUCACGCAGUCCACAAACGCGCCGUGAAUGAUACGCGCAGAGGUGACAUGUGGAGCUGUGAUUGACAGCUGGAAGGGGCGUGGCGGACUUGGAUCGGAGAACAUAAUGGCACUCCUCCUGUGGCUUGGCUUAUCGCUGCUGGCCUCGGUUCAGUCCAGUGGUGUCAAGAACUGCCACCCUGGUUGCCGCUGUGAGGUGGAAAGCUACGGCCUGUUCGACAGCUUCAGUCUGACCAGGGUGGACUGCCGUGGGCUGGGACCCGGCACCACCAUGCCUAUCCCCAUCCCGCUGGACACUUCUUCCUUAGACCUGUCCUCUAACGCCAUGGGCCCGCUCAGUGACACCAUGUUAGCUGGUCCAGGCUACACCACCCUCGUCAGCUUGGACCUAAGCAACAACCAUAUAACAAAGGUAAGCCCCAAUGCUUUGUCCAAACUGCGUUACCUGGAGACUCUGGAUCUGAGCCACAACAACUUGGAGAGCCUCUCCCCGAGCUGUUUCUCUGGCCUCCCUCUGGCUGAUGUUGACCUCAGCUACAACAGCUUCCAAGAGUUCGACAUGGACGUUUUCACUACUAAAGUUAAUGGGGAACCUGUCAGCGUGGAUCUAUCUCAUAACAAGCUCGUGUCAGUCUCUAUGACUUUGCGUGGAAGAGUACUACACAUUCAAAGUUUAAAUUUGUCAGCAAAUCGGCUGUUGAGCGUACCGAGACUGGCAGGACUUCCGCUGAGGUACCUCAAUCUAGAUAGCAACCCCAUCGCCCGAAUCAAGGAGGGAGCUUUCACUCAGUUGAGUGAUCUGGUGUCUUUAUCCAUCAGUGGCCUCCAUGAGCUUCAGGAAAUCGAGCCACACAGCUUCAAGGGCCUCCAGAGUCUGCAAGUCCUGGAUCUCUCAAACAACCCCAAGCUCAAGAGCCUGAGCCCUGUGGUUUUCAGCGGACUAGACUCCUUGCAAGAGCUGAAUUUGUCUGGCUCUGGUGUGGCGUCCUUGCCAAAUAACAUGCUGACUCACCUGCCCAGUAUUAAGAGUAUUACACUGGGAGAACACAUCCACUGCUGGAGGACCCAGAAGCAGGGACAGUUCCACCGGCAGCUGGGUCAGGUCCAACACAACGAGGUGCUGAGCUGUAAUGUGGAGGGCAUCGUGUUGUGAGACUGUGGAAGUGGACCACUCUUUAAGGGGCCAGUAUACUCCGUCAGAAGUGCUUGUCAGAUGGUCGAGUAGUUUCAGAAACCCACUCCUCCCACAUCUUUCCCAUGUCGGAGUUGAGGUUCUGGGCCCGGCCAUUUCUGUCACUUUCCGAAACUGAUGUUCUGGUGUUCACACCCUCGUCACGCUGCUUUUCUUUCCUGACACAACUAUUUCUGGUACUUUUCAUAUGAGCGACUGAGUGCAACAAUAUCGCAACCCCCCUCUCUGUGACGGGGUCCGCCUUCUAGUGUAGCCAACUGUAAACACUUUGAUUUCCAAUGUGCUCGGACAACACGUCGUAGGAGAAUAUCCCCCAGCCCUUAUAGUCCCAAUGCCAGAGCUGUGCCUUAUCUGCCUUUUUUGUGUUACUCUCACUUAAGUACCUCUGUUCCAAGGUGAAACUGGAAUCUGUCUUAACGGUUUAACGUAGCCUUCACAAACUCCUGACACAAACAUCAUGAAUUCUGUACCUUUUUGAAACACAAUGACAAAAUGUCCAGCAUUUUACACGGCACAGAAAAUGUCUUUUUCAUCUUCAUCUUACCCAGUAGUCUAAACUGGUAGGAAACCUUUCUUCAAUCCAAAACUUUAAGCAAUGUUUUUACGUCAUGUUCUUCAUUUAAAGUGGGACCAUUGAGAGUUAUUUGCACUUGUUCCAGUUACGGUAUUUUUAUAAUGAUGCACUUACACAUGGCUAAAUGUCACCCAGUCUUAAUAGAAAACUCUCUUUACAUUUCUCAUUAUAUCCACACUGAACAAUAUUGUUGACCACUAGGAUUUUUUCAUUUGACUUUGAAUGUGAUGUUCUGCUGAAAUGAUUAAAGGGAUGGUUUGACAUUUUGGGAAAUGCACAUAUUUGCUUUCAGGUGAGGAGUUAGAUCAGAAGAUUGAUAGCUAACUGGCUUCAGGAUAGCUUAGCUUAGCACAAAGACUGGAAAUUGUGGCAAAAGGCUAGCCUGGUUCUCUCCAAAUUCACCCACCAGCACUGCAGGAUCACUAACUAACAUAUUAUGUCUUCGUUUGUUAAGACAAAAAACAAAACAUAAAAAGUGUGGUUGUAAGGGGAAGUGCUGUUUCCUGGCUGGUUUAGUGACUCCCUGGAGUCUUGUCAUGAGGUUUCAAGGCAACCAGCAGAGAUCCCCUGAACAACCACAACCAGCUGUUUAACUUUAUGUACAUUAAAGAAAUGAGAUAUUGCCUGUUAAUUAGGUGAUUUCUUUCCCUUUGGACAGAGCUAGCUGUUUCCACCAUUUUCCCGCCGUCAUCCCAGCUAAGCUAGCUAGCUUAGCUUGGCCGCUUGCUGUAGCUCUAUAUGUACAGUGGAGACAUAAGAGUGGUUUGAGUCUUCUUAUCUGACUCUCAGCUAGAAAGCAAAUAAAUGAACUUCCCAAAAAUCUGAAACUGUACAAUCUGAGGACUAGAGACUAGUGUUAUUAUAACACUGUAACAAACUUUGUAUUUUCUUUUUUACACCCACACAAUGACCAUUUAAUUUUUUUUUAUUUGUUUCCAUGAAUACUAGCCCAACCUUACAACUUGUCCAUGUGUUUGAACUGUUUAUCUUCAUAAUGACACUAAGUUUGGCCUUUGCAAAUUAGGUGCAUGCAGCCUUGGAUGUGGAUCUGUGUUUUGUUUGUUUUUAUGACAUAACACGACAGGAGUGAACAAGCCGUGAACAUGUUGGUUGGGACUGAACCUGCUGCCACAUCAGUCUCUAAUGGAGAAAGACUGAUGUUUCACAACAAAUUUGAUGAAUGAAGUACGACAGUUUUUACCGGUAACCAAGUGAUGCAAGUACAGUAUGUGUCAACUUUGAUGUGUAAACACCAAGCUGUGCGGUGCUGUAUUGUGUAACCUUACCUUGGCAUUCCCGUGGUAUUUCUGUGGACCUGAAAGGGUGAUCAGCCUCAAGACUGCAUGUUAGGGUUUUGAAUGUCAGCAAUCUGUAAAGGCUUCGGGCCUUUUGUGUUUUAAUUCUGCAAUUUUAAAGGAAAUCCACCUUUCCAUUUGGGUAAUUGAAAGUCAGCUGAGCCCAGUCUUGGUGUAGAAGUUUGUAUUUAUGUAACUAUAUUGUAUAUAGCUUUAUAUAUAUUUGAAUCAUAUGUGUAAUAAAUUGACUAUUCUCACA